CUACAGUUGAUCUAAACCCGUGUUAGAUAUAAUUUGUAGAAAUGGGGCGAAAAGUCACAGUGGCGGUGACCACGCUAAACCAAUGGGCGCUGGACUUCGAGGGCAAUUUGAACAGGAUCUUGCAGUCCAUACAGGAGGCCAAAGAGUUAGGGGCUCUGUAUCGCACGGGACCUGAGUUGGAAAUAUGUGGAUACAGUUGUGAGGACCAUUUCUACGAGCCGGACACUUACCUUCACAGUUGGCAAGUUCUUGCUGAACUCCUCAAAUCACCGACAUGCAAAGACAUGCUCAUAGAUGUAGGUAUGCCUGUCCAGCACAGAAAUGUUCUGUACAACUGUCGAGUAGCAUUUUUAAACAAGAAGAUAUUGCUGAUCAGACCAAAGAUGUUGCUAUGCGAAGAUGGAAACUAUAGGGAGAGUCGGUGGUUUUCAGGUUGGACCAAAGAGCGACAGACUGAAGAAUACUAUUUGCCUAGGAUGAUAACGGCAAUAACUGAACAGACGACAGUUCCUAUUGGUGAUGCAGUCAUUGCGACGAAAGAUACGUGCAUAGGUUUUGAAAUAUGCGAAGAAUUGUGGAAUCCACAGAGCCGCCACAUUCCUCUCAGUUUGGAUGGUGUGGAGAUCAUAUCCAAUGGCUCCGGAAGCUACAUGGAGCUACGAAAGGCCUACGUGACCGUAGACCUGGUCAAAAGCGCUACGUUCAAGAGCGGGGGCGCUUAUUUGUUCAGUAACCUUAGAGGGUGCGAUGGACAGAGGAUUUACUUUAAUGGAUGUUCCUGUGUGGCUGUGAAUGGGGAUAUCGUUAGUAGAGGACAGCAGUUUGCGUUGCACGAUGUGGAAGUAAUAACAGCUACAAUUGAUCUCGAGGAUAUUCGCUCCUAUCGAACUAAGAUUCGGUCUCGGUCUCACUUGGCGGCCUCGAACCCACCUUUCCCUCGCAUCACCGUGGACUUCGCGCUGUCAGACGACGAGGAUGUGCAUCUUACUAUCAGUCCACCUAUAGAAUGGCAGUACUUGACCCCUGAAGAAGAAAUUGAACUAGGUCCCGCUUGUUGGCUGUGGGAUUAUCUACGCAGAUCUGGUCAAGGAGGAUUCUUUCUGCCGUUAAGUGGAGGCGUUGACUCCACUAGCACGGCUUGUAUCGUGUUCUCUAUGUGCACGCAGAUAUGUGACGCUAUCCAGAAAGGAGAGAGUCAAGUUUUGUACGACGUCCGCAAAAUUCUCUGUCAGUCGGACUACACGCCUUCUGAUCCUAUGGAACUCUGUAACAGACUGCUGGUUACGUGUUACAUGGCUACAGAGAAUUCUAGCCAAGAAACCAAACAACGUGCCUCACAGCUUGCCAGCCAAAUCGGUAGCUAUCACUUUCCGAUUUUGAUCGAUGCAGCUGUAAGCGCUGUUAUUGGAAUAUUCACAGCGGCUACCGGUUUCAUACCAAAGUUUAGAGCCAAUGGAGGUUGCCCAAGGCAGAAUUUAGCUUUACAAAAUAUUCAGGCUCGUCUCCGUAUGGUCCUAUCAUACCUAUUCGCACAACUCAUGUUGUGGGUCCGCGGUCGACCAGGCGGCCUGCUAGUCUUGGGCUCAUCAAACGUGGACGAAGCGUUACGCGGAUACAUGACGAAGUACGACUGCUCAAGUGCUGAUGUAAACCCUAUUGGAGGGAUAUCGAAGACAGAUUUGAAGGCGUUCUUGCAAUAUGCUAAGAACAGAUUCUUCCUUCCAUCUCUAUCGGAGAUCCUACAAGCCCCGCCCACAGCUGAGCUGGAGCCACUCACAGACGGCCAAAUAACACAGACAGAUGAACAAGACAUGGGUAUGACGUAUGCUGAGCUGUCAGAGUUCGGAAGACUAAGGAAGACACAGAAUUGUGGACCAUACAGCAUGUUCCAGAAACUCGUUCAUUCAUGGAGCGAUAAGUGCACGCCUCAUGAGGUGGCAGAAAAAGUGAAACAUUUCUUCCGUUGUUACGCAAUAAAUCGCCACAAGAUGACGGUACUCACACCGUCAUACCACGCCGAGACCUACAGCCCUGACGACAAUCGCUUCGACCACCGCCCAUUCCUCUACCGAGUGCAUUGGAACUGGCAGUUCAAAGCAAUCGACGACGCCGUGGCACAGAUGACGAAAGACAAGCGUGGGUCCAGUGAUCGUCAAGUGGACUCCAAUCAGCUGAGCGCGUCAACUACAAACGUCAAUUCACACUUUAUGCGUGGCGAUAGGAAGGGUGUACUAAUUUAAAUGUAUUUUUUUGUUAUUCUUCAAGGUAGUGUAACAAAAAAAUGUAUUUAAAUGAGUACACUCUUCACGCAAAAUCUGGUUAAAAUAUUGAGUUCAAAUCUUCUGCUUUCCCAGUGUUACUAAACGAAACAAAAGACACCAAUUUCUUUUUCAACGAAA
Trichoplusia ni (cabbage looper) is the source of this 2399-nucleotide messenger RNA. RefSeq names its product probable glutamine-dependent NAD(+) synthetase (gene Nadsyn). NCBI's taxonomy places the organism in Eukaryota, Metazoa, Arthropoda, Insecta, Lepidoptera, Noctuidae. Gene Ontology annotation, molecular function: ATP binding; glutaminase activity; NAD+ synthase (glutamine-hydrolyzing) activity. The record is from RefSeq and is a predicted model, not a curated record. Gene Ontology annotation, biological process: NAD+ biosynthetic process. Gene Ontology annotation, cellular component: cytoplasm. Bases 42 to 2240 code for a protein of 732 amino acids. The transcript is spliced from 13 exons.